AUGUCAGGCCCUCUCCAGUUUUUAAACCACUCAGAUCAAGGAAGGCUUGCUACCGGCCAAAGCAAAGGGCUCCAUGAGGCUAAGUCAUCAAAAGUCAAGCAUCUAUCAGUUCACACAUCUCAGAAAAAUAGCCCAGUGGCUUGUUUUGAUCCACCUGUUGUGGUUCCCACCAAGAACCCAAUGAUGUACAACAAAAGGGCAGCUGACCCAGUCCAUCCUGACCUUACUGGUUUGUUGGUGAGAAACAAGAACCUUUUAGCAGAGCUAAGAAAUCUUCAAAACAAGCUCCUCAUAAAAGAAACUUCAUUGCAAGAAAUGGAGAAUGAGCUAGAAAGUUACAAAGAAAAUAAUGUGCAACAGUCUUUCCAGAUAAUGUCCCUGAAAGAUGAUAUCAAGGAUCUAGAGGAACUUAUUGCUUCUCUAACCAGAAUUAAAUCUUUGAAAAACACCAAUAUUCAGAAUCUUGAAAGAGGCAACUGGGAUCUAACUGAAAGAAUUAUAGAACUAGAAAACCGUCUAAGAGUACAUCUGUUUGAAAGAGAAAAGGCAGAACGAAAAGCAGGCCUUUUGGAGAAAAAGUUAGCAGGUACUGAUGGAUUCACCCCUUAUAUGAAUAUGAAGGAUAAAGGUAAAGCUAUCCUGACCAAGAACUUUGAAAGACACAUUUUUCACUCUGAAGGACCAAAAGAUGGGCAGAAAAUUUGGAAUGAGUGUCAAGAAGAUUCAACCCAUGAGGAAAAACAGACAUUGGACAGACCUCCACAUUCAUUCGGCUGGGAAACCAAAACUGCACGAUCCCACUAUCAGAAAUUCCUCAGUCAGUUGGCUACUCUCCUGAGCAGCAAUGUUGUCCCCAUACCAGCCACCAAGCAAGCUGUGAAAGAGAGGAUUCAGGAAAUUGGUGCAAAAGAGAGAUCUUGGAAGUUUAGGACUGAAGGCCUGCAGCGGGAAAUUCUGACGCUCACUCAGCGCCUACAGCAGCUGCCGCGUCACUCUGAAGAAGCCGCUAGAGAAUCGUCCCAGAUGCAAGACAGGUGUAGGGAACAAAAAAGAGCCUUGAAACGUCUGGAAGGAAAAAUUGCUGUAAAUGACUUCAUUCAAGAGAGUUUAGACUUGGACAGGAAUAAAGAGAACUCUGGGAAUAAGAAUUCGUGGACAGACGAGCAUGGCAAGAUGUCCAGACAGCUAGAGAAAGACAACGGGAAACAAACGUUAUUGAAUAUUCAGCAAAAUUUACAGAUUGCUACAACUCAGAGACUAGAGGAGAAAAUUCAGAAACUUCAGAAACAGCUCAGUGAUUUGAAAUUGUCAAAUAAAAGUAUGAAAAUUCAACUUACAAGAGUAAAUGUCCUUAAGAACAAAACAAUUGAAAAGCUCAGGCAAUCUUUAACACAAGUUGAAGCAAUGAAAGGGAAGGCAGUUAUGAAAACAGACAACUUGAAAACUACAUUGGACUCUGCCAAGGAAGAGGCAAGAGGGGACAAAGAGAAUGUCCAUCAGCUGUUAGACACUGUCACUCCUGAGUUCUGCACAGCAAAAGAUAAAGUUCCAGGACAAAAACACGAGCUUUCUGACUUUCGAGAAAUUAUUAUGAAGAUGUUGGGAUUUAACAUGAGAACAGCUGACAAGGAAAUCAUCAAUCACCUAAGGCUUAUUAUACAAGAUUAUGAAGCAUCUAACAAAUCAAAGAUUGCAUCUGAUUGUGAGACUGGACAGGAUAAUAAAUAA
Messenger RNA from Neomonachus schauinslandi (Hawaiian monk seal), 1728 nucleotides. Its product is annotated as coiled-coil domain-containing protein 170-like. Bases 1 to 1728 code for a protein of 575 amino acids. The record is from RefSeq and is a predicted model, not a curated record. The transcript has 9 exons. Lineage: Eukaryota; Metazoa; Chordata; Mammalia; Carnivora; Phocidae.